Carya illinoinensis is the source of this 899-nucleotide messenger RNA. RefSeq lists its product as uncharacterized. NCBI's taxonomy places the organism in Eukaryota, Viridiplantae, Streptophyta, Magnoliopsida, Fagales, Juglandaceae. The transcript is spliced from 5 exons. The record is from RefSeq and is a predicted model, not a curated record. The coding region runs from base 139 to 630 and encodes 163 amino acids.
UUUAGGAGAAAAAGAAAGAAAGAGAAACCAAGCUAAGAACUCCUAGUUCUUGCUUCUCUUCCUGGAUAUUUCAAAUCUACAUAUCCUUUCAGGCCAAUCUCUAGUUUGGAUUUCUUAUUCACUAGCUUUUGAUCUCCUAUGAGGACUAAUCUGGUCGUCCUCUCUCUUCUGCUAAUUUUGUCCCUUCUCCUUUCUGAGGCUCAAGGGAUCCGCUUGGAUAAGAAGUUCAUGUCACGCUGGCAACACAAAGUGCAUGAAGAUGGAAGUGCUCUGGUAGAAAAAACUAACGGUGGUGUUGGAGAGGUCAUUCUCUGCAAAGAUGGGCACUGUAUUUCAGGAAAGAAUAGAAAACUUAUUACCACAACCACUAGUCCUUCUACUACUAUUCCCACAUCAAAGAAUGAGAUGAAUGAAGAGAAUAAAGCUCAUGACCACCCCAUGCCAAAGGGCGAACCGGGCAACGGGAAACAUCAUGGGGAGGAAGAGAAUUUGGUUGUUAAUCAUGGGAAGACUGUUACUUCUGAUCAGCACCAAGAGUUUGCCCACCACGAGCACUUUCCCGCGGAUAUCAUUGACAUGGCUGAGAUGGACUACUCUCCAGCAAGGAGAAAACCUCCAAUACACAACUGAGUGUUGGGAAUAACAAAAACAAAAAGUUGAAGUGUUAGGAUAAUAAAAAGGGGAAUAGAAUUAGUUGGACAGCAUUACAGAAAUGCUGCAGUUUUUGAGGGGUUAGGAUUGAUGUUGCACAUAGCUAGAAUAUCUUAUUGUUUUUGUUAGCCUUAAACUAUCAUGAUUUUGAUGAUUGAGCUAGUGAUAAGCAUUUGGGCACCAAAAGGCAUUGUAAUUUGUAACGACGAAAAGUAGUGAUAAUAAAUUAGUAAUAUCAGUUGUAUACA